CUGAAGCCGGCCGCACUCGGGAGUCAGGCGGUGCAAGGGAAGGCUUUGAUGUUUGUCAUCCUUGCUAUCAGCGAGAUAAGAGACCUGACAGGUGCAGACUACCAAAAGAGCCGAUCCAGCUGAGUUACGGAACAUCUUCUUGCAGAAAUGUUAUACUGCAGAUUAUAAAAUUAUGCCAGUGUUGAAAAGGAUGGAGAGAGUUACAUGACCCCAGGAGAUUUUGUGCAAAGAUACCUUGGACUGUAUACAGAACCUAAUUAUAAUCCUAAAACAAUUCAGUUAUUGGCAGGAGUGGCAGAUCAAACAAAGGAUGGGUUGAUCUCCUAUCAAGAAUUUUUGGCAUUUGAGUCAGUUUUGUGUACUCCAGAUGCAAUGUUCAUUGUUGCUUUUCAGUUAUUUGACAAGAGUGGCAAUGGAGAGGUGACAUUUGAAAAUAUCAAAGAAAUUUUUGGACAAACCGUUGUUCAUCAUCACAUCCCCUUCAAUUGGGACUGUGAGUUCAUUCGACUGCACUUUGGACACAACAGGAAGAAGCAUCUUAACUACUCAGAGUUCACUCAGUUUCUGCAGGAGCUACAGUUAGAACAUGCAAGACAAGCCUUUGCCAUAAAAGACAAAAAUAAAAGUGGAACGAUCACUGGAUUGGACUUCAGUGAUAUCAUGAUUACCAUUCGUUCACACAUGCUCACUCCAUUUGUGGAAGAAAACUUAGUAUCAGUAGCAGGUGGAAGUAUUUCACACCAGGUCAGCUUCUCCUAUUUCAAUGCUUUUAAUGCCCUGCUGAAUAACAUGGAUCUUGUUAGAAAAAUAUACAGUAUUAUAGCAGGUACAAGGAAAGAUACUGAAAUCACAAAAGAGGAAUUUACCCAGUCUGCAAUCAAAUUUGGACAGGUUACACCACUGGAAAUUGAUAUCCUCUACCAGCUUUCAGAUUUAUACAGUGCUACAGGGCGCUUGACUUUGGCAGAUAUUGACAGAAUAGCACCUUUGGCGGAAGGUGCCUUGCCUUACAACAUAGCAGAACUUCAGAGGCAGCAAUCUUAUGGAGAUAUGGGCAGGUCUAUCUGGCUCCAGAUAGCUGAGUCUGCUUACAGGUUCACUUUGGGCUCAAUUGCUGGAGCUGUGGGAGCCACUGCUGUGUACCCCAUAGACCUCGUGAAGACACGUAUGCAGAAUCAGCGCACCUCUGGUUCAGUCGUGGGAGAGCUGAUGUACAAAAACAGCUUUGAUUGUUUUAAAAAAGUUUUGCGUUAUGAAGGCUUUUUUGGUCUUUAUAGAGGUUUGUUACCACAGCUUAUAGGCGUUGCUCCAGAAAAGGCUAUUAAGCUCACAGUUAAUGAUUUUGUCAGAGACAAAUUCACUCGGAGAGAUGGUUCCAUUGCAUUAUUGCCAGAGAUCCUUGCUGGGAGUUGUGCAGGGGCAUCACAAGUCAUCUUCACUAAUCCACUGGAGAUUGUGAAGAUUCGGUUGCAGGUAGCGGGAGAGAUCACUACAGGGCCCAGAGUCAGUGCCCUUACUGUUCUAAAGGACUUGGGGAUUUUUGGUCUUUAUAAGGGUGCCAAAGCGUGUUUCCUCAGAGACAUUCCCUUUUCUGGAAUCUACUUUCCUGUUUAUGCUCAUAGUAAACUUAUGCUGGCUGAUGAAAAUGGCCAUGUGGGUGGGUUGAGUCUCCUGGCAGCUGGUGCCAUUGCAGGUGUUCCUGCUGCUUCCUUGGUAACCCCUGCUGAUGUCAUCAAGACAAGACUGCAAGUGGCAGCACGAGCUGGUCAGACAACAUACAGUGGAGUUCUUGACUGUUUUGGGAAGAUACUUAGAGAAGAAGGCCCUUCGGCUUUUUGGAAGGGAGCUGGAGCUCGUGUAUUCAGAUCUUCACCUCAGUUUGGUGUUACUUUAGUCACUUAUGAACUUCUGCAGCGAUGGUUCUAUGUCGAUUUUGGAGGACUCAAGCCUUCUGGAUCAGAACCUACACCAAAAUCUCGAAUCUCAGACCUUCCUCCCGCUAAUCCUGACCACAUAGGUGGAUACAGACUUGCUACAGCUACAUUUGCUGGCAUAGAAAACAAGUUUGGCCUGUAUCUUCCAAAAUUCAAAUCCUCUGGUGUUGCUUCAAUUCAACUAAAAGUAGCGGCUGAAUCCUGAGAUGACUUUCUGCCUAGUGAAGUGGUGCAAUGUGGAAAAAAUAUUCAAGAACAGUACCAUAGCUAUUCAUUCAGCUGCAUGUUGCUCUAGCUGACCUGAGAAUUCAGUUCAAAUUACUCCUUUAUGAUAUACAACAUAUGUUUAUAAACUAGUCACUUGCACACAAGAAACAGAUUGAAGCUUUAUUUCUAUGCAUUGACCUUUUUUCUAACUGGUGGCAUGAAUUAGUAACCUAGAUUUAGCUUUGCACAGCUUGCAGUUAAUGUUACUGUACAUAUUGUACAUCUUUGUACAGAGACAUCAUGGCAUCUCUACACAAUUACAUUUAUAUAAUGGGAAUUGCAGUUCUAAAUAGUUUGAAAUGUACAGAAUGUUUUGAAGGUGUUUUAUUAAGAAUCAUGUGACAAUAAAAUGUAUUUAAAA
This is a messenger RNA of Gavialis gangeticus (Gharial), 2562 nucleotides long. It is a transcript of the gene SLC25A12, whose product is annotated as solute carrier family 25 member 12. The record is from RefSeq and is a predicted model, not a curated record. Gene Ontology annotation, biological process: L-glutamate transmembrane transport; aspartate transmembrane transport; malate-aspartate shuttle. The transcript has 19 exons. NCBI's taxonomy places the organism in Eukaryota, Metazoa, Chordata, Crocodylia, Gavialidae. The coding region runs from base 205 to 2139 and encodes 644 amino acids. Gene Ontology annotation, molecular function: calcium ion binding; L-aspartate transmembrane transporter activity; L-glutamate transmembrane transporter activity.